CAUGUCGUCUAGUCCCUCGCUCAUUCCCUUUCAAAAAGGUGCGACAAGGUUUGUUUUGUGGCGCUGCUGAAUUUGAUAGUUGCAUGAACUUGGCUGCAAAAGCUCUGGCCUUUGAUUUUCUUUUCGUAUUUUCAUAGUUGAAAACCCAGAAAAGAAAUCGUUUUUUGUGUCAUUGUCUGCUUCUUCUCCUUAUUCUUCUCCAACCCCGGUAGUUGGAGUAUUUGGUGGCUUUGGUAGCAAGGAGUGGGAACUGUAUAUGUGUGUGUUUCUAUGAAUAGUGGGUGGCUAUUAGAAUAACCAAAACAUUUGGGUAUGUCUCAUUCAUGGGUUCGAGCCCUUUCAGUCCGGAAGAGGCAAUAUGGUCUUGUUGGUUUACUUCAUAGAAGCACUUCUCUACACAACUGUGUGACUGAGCCAAUCCCAUAUUUCUACGAAGAAAGACACCACCUUCAUUCUAUAGCACAUUCUGAUCAUGUUAUCAAGAUCAUAUCCGGAUCACUAUCUAGUGCGGCCAUUGUCAAUGGUAAUCGAAGGAAAUCUUCAGUUUGGAAUUGCUGCAGGUCAAUCUUGAGCCUGCAUCUGCCUAGUGCAGUUCAGGCUACCGGGGGACUUUGCACUCUGGCUGAAAGUGAACUGUUGGAUACUGAGUCGCGCAAUGAUGCAAGUGGUCAUUUGGAAGAGCCAUAUGCUGAUUUUGAAUCUGAUAGUGGUGAUGUUAUUAAAAAGAAAGUUAAAGGUGUGUAUGAGAAACCAGUGGACUUCACUAAAGUUGACAUUAAUUUGCUUCCAACCGUAAUAAUUAUCGGGCGGCCAAAUGUGGGCAAAUCGGCAUUGUUUAACCGUUUAAUUCGAAGGAGGGAGGCUCUUGUGUAUAAUACACCAGAUGAUCAUGUUACUCGGGAUAUACGAGAAGGUGUUGCCAAACUGGGUGAUUUGCGAUUUAGAGUAUUGGAUUCUGCUGGACUAGAAACAGAAGCAUCUUCAGGGUCUAUUCUCGGCAGAACUUCAAAAAUGACUGCAAAUGUGCUAGCAAGGUCCAAUUUUGCAAUGUUCCUGAUAGAUGUGAGAGCUGGACUUCACCCCCUUGAUUUGGAGGUUGGAAAGUGGUUCCGCAGAAAUGCUCCUGGGAUCAAACCUAUAGUAGCAAUGAAUAAAUCUGAAUCACUUUUUGAUGGUAGUAACUCUCUUAAGGCAGCUGCUGAUGAAGUCUAUAGGUUAGGAUUUGGGGAUCCUAUUGCAAUAUCUGCCGAGACUGGACUGGGUAUGACAGAACUUCAUGAAGCUCUUAAGCCUAUGCUUGAGGAUUAUAUACUUCAGGUCUUAAAUGAUGAAGAUAAUCAGAGCAAUAGUGAGGACAGUAGCUGUAGUGAGGAUGAGCAAAGCAAGCUGCCAUUACAGUUAGCAAUUGUAGGACGGCCUAAUGUUGGAAAGUCUACCUUGCUGAACACAUUGUUACAAGAAGAUCGUGUUUUAGUGGGCCCAGAAGCUGGUUUGACUAGAGAUUCAAUUAGAGCUGAUUUUGAAUUUCAAGGGAGAAAAAUAUAUCUGGUUGAUACUGCAGGUUGGUUGCAGAGGACAAAACAGGAGAAAGGACCAUCAUCUUUGAGCAUUGUGCAGUCAAGAAAGAAUCUAAUGAGGGCCCAUGUAGUUGGUUUGGUCCUUGAUGCAGAAGAGAUUGCAAAUGCUAGACGAAGCAUGACACAUGAUGAAGUAGUUAUAGCAAGACGAACAGUGGAAGAAGGGCGUGGUUUGCUUGUGAUAGUGAACAAGAUGGAUCUUCUUAGAGGGAAACACAAUUCUACUCUAGCUGAGAAGGUCAUGGAAGCUGUUCCUCUAGAAAUUCAGACAGUAAUACCACAGGUAACUGGAAUUCCUGUUGUAUUUAUUUCGGCAUUGGAGGGAAGGGGCCGGAUAGCAGUCAUACGUCAGGUUAUUGAUACAUAUGAAAAAUGGUGUGUAAGAUUGUCCACAGCUCGUCUCAAUCGUUGGUUGCGUAAGGUUAUGGGCAGGCAUUCUUGGAAAGAUCAGGCUUCACAACCCAAGAUCAAGUACUUCACCCAGGUGAAGGCCCGGCCACCCACUUUUGUUGCCUUCGUGAGUGGAAAGGCACAGCUCUCGGAUACAGACCUUAGGUUCCUAUCCAAGUCUUUGAAGGACGACUUUGAUUUGGGUGGAAUUCCCAUUCGGAUCAUGCAGCGGUCUGUUCCAAGAAAAGGUAUGGAUAGCACUAGUAAGAGCAACCGAUCUUCUGGCAAGGGUAAAAAGAUAUCGACUGACAAGAGAACUGUCUCUGCUUAAGUGCAUUUUUGAUUUGACUAGAGGAGGUAAUUUUGGUCCCCCACUGUUCUAGCUGCCUGAAUUGGAACUGCAGUGAUCUUGAAUAGGGAUCCUACAGUAAUGGAUAGAAUCUCCAUAAAAAUACCAUUUGUCACCAGUGAUUUUGUAUCAAAUCAAAAUCUUGGCUAAUUGAUCUCAGUGGGUAGCUCCUGGUUAGAUGCUAAAAUUAAGUAAUUAUCUUUAUGGUCAAAAAUAUGAUCUUUGGCUCUUCAGUACUGGAUACUGUUUUGUCCUGGUUGGUUGUUUUUAAGCAAUUUAAAGGAAUUUGUGUGAUUAGUAUAUGUAAAUUAUUAGUAAUCGACGAAAUGGUAAUCCUGCAUUUUUGUUGCUUUCUUCAA
This is a messenger RNA of Quercus lobata, 2675 nucleotides long. Its product is annotated as GTP-binding protein. Lineage: Eukaryota; Viridiplantae; Streptophyta; Magnoliopsida; Fagales; Fagaceae. Gene Ontology annotation, molecular function: GTP binding. The coding region runs from base 313 to 2298 and encodes 661 amino acids. The record is from RefSeq and is a predicted model, not a curated record. The transcript is spliced from 10 exons.